AUGCAGAAAAAUCACUGCUCCCUGGCGGUGGAACCAUCUUACCCAGACUUGGUCAUCAAUAUAGGAAAAGUGACUCUUGGAGAAGAAAACAGAAAAAAGUUGCAGAAAAUUCAGAGAGACCAAGAGAAGGCAAGACUUACACAGGCUGCAUGUGCUUUAUUAAACUCUGGAGGAGGAGUGAUUCAGAUGGAAAUGGCAAACAAGGAUGAGCAUCCCGUGGAGAUGGGACUUGAUUUAGAACAGUCUUUAAGAGAGCUUAUUCAGUCUUCAGAUUUGCAGGCUUUCUUUGAAAGCAACCAACAAGGAAGGAAUUUUUACAUUUUUGUUAAGUCUUGGAGCUGUGACCUUUCCCCUGAACUCAACUCUGUCAAGCCCCGCAUUUGCAGCCUGAGUUCUUCACUUUACCGUAGAUCUGGAACCUCUGUGUUUCCCAUGAGUUCAAGAGAGGCAUUUGACUUCCUGAAGACCAAGCCAAUGAACGCAAAAUAUAGUCUGAUUAAUGAAGGAUCUCCACCUACUAAAAUUCCCAAAGUUAUAAAUCAGAACGUCUUCUCUCAAUCAAAUCCUGCUGACCAAGUUUUCCAAAUCAACAGGAUUGAAUAUGGUGAAAUCCUGCCUUUUCCUGAGUCUCAGUCCAUAGAGUUUAAACAGUUCUCUACAAAACACAUCCAAGAGUAUGUAAAAAACACAAUUCCAGACUACAUCUCUGCAUUUGCAAACACUGGAGGAGGCUAUCUUUUUAUUGGAGUGGAUGAUAAGAGUAAGAAAGUCCUGGGAUGUGCAAAAGAAAAUAUUGGCCAGGCCUCUCUGGAAAGUGUAGUAGCAGGAGCAAUUUCCAAGUUGCCCAUUGUCCACUUAUGCUCUUCAAAAUCACAAGUGGGCUACAAGACCAAAAUCAUAGAUGUGUUUCACAUGGAAAAGUUGUAUGGUUAUCUCUGUGUGAUUAUGGAGCCAUUCUGCUGUGCAGUGUUCUCAAAAGACCCUAGUUCUUGGAUAGUGAAGGGCAAGCACGUCUGCAGCCUGACACCUAAGGAAUGGGUAGGCAUGAUGACAGACACAGAUCCAGAGAUUCUUUCAGAGUUGACCGAGGCUUUUGAAUCUCAGCUAAGUCUAUCCUGUAGCCCUCCGCUUUGCAAACCAGUGUAUUCUAAGAAAGGUCUGGAACAUAAAGCAGAUCUUCAACAACAUCUAUUUCCAGUGCAGCCAGGACAUUUGCAAUAUACUCCCGAAUCCCUCUGGACAGAGCUGUCCUCACAGCAUGAAGGACUGAAGGAGUUAAUAAAUAAACAAAUGCGUCCUUUCUCCCAGGGAAUUCUGAUUCUGUCUAGAAGCUGGGCUGUGGACCUGAACUUGCAAGAGAAGCAGGGAGUCAUCUGUGAUGCUCUACUGAUAGCACAGAACAGCACCCCCCUUCUCUACACCAUUCUCAGGAAGCAGGAUGCAGCGGGGCAGGACUACUGCACCCACACUGCCUUCACUUUGAAGCAGAAGCUGCUGGUGAAUACAGGGGGCUACACUGGGAAAGUGUGUGUUAGGACGAAGGUCCUCUGUCUGAGUCCUGAGAGCAAUGCAGAGUCCUUGGAGGGUUCAGGUUCUAUGAUAGGUUACCCAGGGUCCUAUAGCCUUGCAGACACCCAGCAAAUGGAAGCCUUGCUGCAGUCCCUUGUAAUUGUCUUGCUUGGCUUCAGAUCUUUCUUGAGUGACCAGCUCGGCUGUGAGGUUUUAAAUCUGCUCACAGCCCAACAGUAUAAGAUAUUCUCAACAAACCUCCAGAAGAGCAAAGAAUUGUUUGUCCAUGGCUUACCUGGUUCAGGGAAGACGAUCAUGGCUGUGAAGAUCAUAGAGAAGAUCAGUAAUAAGUGUCACUGUGAUGCAAGUAAAAUUCUCUACAUUUGUGAAAAUAAGCCUCUAAGGAACUUUAUUAGAAGUAGAAAGAUCUGCCAAGCAGUGACCCGGAAAACUUUCAUGAAUAGGAAAAAUGACUUUGAAAAUAUUCAACAUAUUGUCAUUGAUGAAGCUCAGAAUUUCCGCACUGAAGAUGGGAACUGGUAUGCACAAGCAAAAAACAUCACUCAGAGAGAAAAGGAUCGGCCAGGAAUUCUCUGGAUCUUUCUGGACUACUUUCAGACCACUCACUUGAGUCGCAGUGGCCUGCCCCCCCUCUCAGCUCAGUAUCCAAGAGAAAAGCUCACCAGAGUGGUCCGCAAUGCUUAUCCAAUAGCUAAGUACCUGAACAAGGUAAUGACGGAGAUCAGAGAAAACCCUCCACCUAACAUCCCCCUUGAGUUCCUGGAGAUGUUCCACGAGCCUAAAUGGGUUCAGGAUGUUCCAGGCAACUUAGAGAUUAUUGAAGACUUGGACCUGGAGGGGGUGGUGAGCUAUGUAGCAGAGGAGUGCCAGUUUUUCAUGAGAAAUGGUUAUUCUCCCAAGGAUAUUGCUGUGCUUUUCAGCAAACAACCUGAAGUAGAAAAAUAUAAAGAUAAGUUUCUGACGGCGAUGAGGAAGAGAAAAAUGUCUCAGCUCAAUGAGGAAUCUGAUCUGUUAGUACAGAUUGAGGAUGCAUCAGAUAUUCUGGCCAAUAAAAUUGUGUUGGACAGCGUCCGUCGAUUCUCAGGCCUGGAAAGAAACAUCGUGUUUGGGAUCAACCUAAGGGCAGCUGAGCCAGCCAUUUCCAACAAUCUCAUGCUCUGUCUGGCUUCCAGGGCGAAGAAACACCUGUAUAUUCUGACAGUGUCUAUCUGA
Messenger RNA from Galeopterus variegatus (Sunda flying lemur), 2742 nucleotides. RefSeq names its product schlafen family member 13-like. Gene Ontology annotation, biological process: defense response to virus. Lineage: Eukaryota; Metazoa; Chordata; Mammalia; Dermoptera; Cynocephalidae. Gene Ontology annotation, molecular function: tRNA binding. The record is from RefSeq and is a predicted model, not a curated record.